AUAGAAAAUUAUAAGAAUUUUUUCUAAUUAAUUAUAUCCGCAAUAACUUUGUUCGAUAGAAACAGAUUCUUCGAAGUUUCCAUUAUUUUUCAGACACUUGAAAAGUUUUAAUCAAAUGCAUGCCGUCUCUGUUGGCGUUUCCCUUUGACCAACGCGACCAGAUGAGGAGGCGAGCUUUUCUACACAGCGACACAGGUGAAUGGCCGACAGGUGAAAAGCCGAGAGUUUGAAUAAAGCACGAGCUGAAUUACGGGAGAAUGAGCGAUCCAACGUCAAGAGCUUGUAGGGAGCGUCAUAUUGCUCAGAAGAGACGGAAGAUAACUGUGCCCAGGAAGAAAACUCUGAAGGAGUUUUUCGAGACCCAGUACUAUUUUACCAAAGGCCAUGAACACAUGGGAGAAGCCAGAAAUGUUCUCGAGGAGCAAUCUUUUUUCGUUUAUCCUCCUUGCUCUCUCAUGUUCGCUUACUUUCAAUACUGGAAAGCGAAACAACGUACUACGGAUAAGGAAAAAAGGGCGCUUUCCAACACCAAAACUUUACAACAACUUUUACGAUCUCUUCGCGUGGACGUGGACAUCGAAGCCUUGGAGGCAAAAAGGCACAAAGAUUUGGACGAAGCUAUAGCCAUCACCGAUGUGGAUCCGCGUUACUUUUCGGAACUGGAUGCCAGGCUAGUGAGAGAAAAAUUCUCCGUACACAAGUACGUGGAAGACUCUCGUGAAAUUUUAAAGUGUCGGCUAUUAGCUGGCCAGGAAAUGGACGAUUGCAUUCGCAUAGAUCAACAAUUCGUCGAGGAGCAAAAAAGACUCGAUAAGAUCAAGCGACGAUAUCGUCAAUACAUAAGCGGUUUCGAGGAAUUUCUCUCGAAGGAUCACGAGGAGAGUAUGAAAAGUCUAUUCCUUGCUGAAAACGAGUCGAAGAAAACUAGAGAGAUGACGGAUCACAGGAAUAAGCUUUCCGUUGAAUAUGGCCGGAUUAGAUUGGAAGUAUACCACUGGGAAGAGAGCUGGAGAAUGAUGAAGAUGUGUCAACGAUUCCUCUAUCAGAUAUCUCCGAUUUCUUGGCGAACGGAGCACGAUUGGAUCCAUCGCAGUCAUUCCGGGGAGAGCAUCACUUACGACCAUCCGGAGGAUUUAUUCGGACGAUACAGAAUGCUGGGCGAUGUUGCUUCGCUCGACGCUCUUAUAGAUUUUUUCGAGCAAGAUAUUAGCGAGGCGGGUCCCGCGGAUUUGUAUUUUCAGGAACCGUGGGAACUGAUCAACGUGUUCAGAUCGAUAGAAAUGCAAAAUUUGAACGCGUUGAUCCAUUUGGAGAGUCUUGCAGAGCCGAUGAGUGAAAUGAUGUCGACGAUUCAAAGUGCUGAACAACAGAUGAAGAUAGAAAUUGAAGAAAUAACCAAUAUAAUCAAGGAGUUGCGCGUAAUGAUAUAUAUAAUCGAUCGAAUUGAAUUAAAAAUACAUCGCAUGGAUUAA
This is a messenger RNA of Apis dorsata (giant honeybee), 1472 nucleotides long. RefSeq lists its product as uncharacterized. The coding region runs from base 258 to 1472 and encodes 404 amino acids. The transcript is spliced from 5 exons. The record is from RefSeq and is a predicted model, not a curated record. NCBI's taxonomy places the organism in Eukaryota, Metazoa, Arthropoda, Insecta, Hymenoptera, Apidae.